AUGGAGCCGGUCGGGCUAGCAGUCGGCCUUGUCGGCCUAUUCAGCACCUACAUGGAUGUGAUGCAGCGGGUUGACUCGUACAGAACCGCUGGCCGCGACUCGCGACAGCUCGACGCUCAGCUUCAUGCGACCAUGCAUCUCUUGGAGCGAUGGGGUGACGGUGUAGGAAUCAGUAAGGGCAAGCUCUCGGAUAAUCAUCACUCAGAUCUCGACAACCCGCGCACAUUUGCAGUGGUUCAGGGUCUGUUGAACAGCAUCAAGGACUUCUCGGCAGUGUCGAAUGACCCACCUAGCCCCAAAGGCCUCCAGAAGACUCCAUCGUUUCCAAUAUCAGGAGAUGUGUCGGCUCAUGGCUCCAAGAUCUCGAGGUGGCAAAAGACAGCAUGGGCACUGCGCGGAAAACUGAAGCAGACAAGCCAUGUCCAAACACUUGCGGGCCUCGUAUCAGAUCUCUAUAACGUUGUAUCCCCCGAUACUACGGGAUCAAAAGCCUUGACACGAACUCCAAGCUUUAAGAAUCUAUCGAUAAGCGCAGGCGAGCAACCAUAUGCUGUCGAGAUUCGGGAACUGCUGCAGAAGAUUGAGGAGGAGAUGGAAGCUGAUAAAAUGCGUGAUCUGCAUCUGUGGCUUGGAGCUCCGCCGCCAAAUGAUGUAUUUAGCGACUCAAACGAUAAGCGUGUUGAAGACACGUGUGAAUGGAUCCUUCAUCGGGAUGAAUUCCUCGAGUGGCAGAAACCUUCUUCCUCUAGCAAAUUACUCUGGAUCAAAGGCCCAGCUGGAUUUGGGAAGACGGUCCUGUGCGCCAGAAUCGUUCAAGAGCUCGAAAGAACGACACAGGAUCGCGUCGCAUAUUUUUUCCUAUCGUCAAGAUACGAUGGCCGCGACGAUCCUUUCUCAGUCAUCCGAGCAUGGCAUGAGUCACGAGCUAGCCAGGCAACCAUACUACGAGCUUUCCGCGAAGUUACCGUGGGUGUUCCAGGCUGGAUUCUUAUUCUGGACGGGUUGGAUGAAUGCACUGGGAUGGCAAAUACAUAUACAAAGUCCGUCCCUCAUUUCCUCGAGAAAUUGCGGAUAGCUAUCACCGACACUGCCACCAAAAUCCUCAUCUCAAGCCGUGGCGAUGCUAUCAUUCAGCAAGGUCUUUCAGAGUUCACUGGAUAUAGCGAAUAUACCAUCAUUCCGGAGGAUGUUGGGCCAGAUCUAAUGGCAUACUCAUCUGAAAUUGUCAGAGCCAAGUUACCAAAUAAGGACGAGCCAACGAGAGCCUCUAUUGCUCAAAAGAUGAAAACCAGAAGCGAGGGCCAGUUCCAGUGGGUUAAGCUUCAAGAAGGAUCCCUGAGAAAGGGACGGAGCAGAAAGCAACUUGAACGAGAAAUUGAUGAAACUCCGUCUGGCCUUGACAGUCUCUACGACCGGGAAUGGAAUAGGAUCAACUCGUUGGGGGAACUGGAUAAAGAUCGAGCACUUUCAUUGCUGCGAUGGACCGCGUUCGCGAUGACACCGUUGACAGUGUACCAGAUUACGGAAGCUGUGCUCAUUACAGAAGGCAUGGAAGAGUUCCCGUUCGAAGAGAUGCCAGAUUGUGUCGAUCAGGAUUAUGUCGACAGUAUGAUCCUAGAGUUAUGCGGAUCAUUGAUUGAAGUCCGGCACGUUUCAUCGUCCGAGAAUAUUGAGCACCCCGAACAUAUUCGGGACUCAGAAGAGGAUUCUAUCGGCUUACAAGAAGUUCACUUGUCACACUUCUCUGUCAAGGAAUAUCUCCUCCUCAAGACCUUUCCCGGCACCAACACUUUGCUCUCAAAUGAGAAACUCCGCGUCGCCAACCUAAAUGUCCACAAUAAUACUCUUGCGAAACAUUGCCUUCGAUUCAUAAACCUCCCUGGAGCUUUUAAACACAUAAAGAUGAACAACAAUGAACGAUUAGCAAAGCACUUCCUGCUCUAUGCUGUGGGUGAAUGCUUUGAUCAUUGCCGAGCCGCCAAGGCUAUCGACCUGGACUUACAACAGGCACUGAUUGCUCUCCUCGAUAGUCGAAACGAGAACUGGCCCUUUCUGAAAGAGUUCAUUGAGAUCGGGCUAGUAAGUGAAAGCCCCGACUUUCAAGGCAGUUCAGUAAGCCCAUUUUUACUUGCACUCUCCAGUGGACUCACAGACGCUGUGGCGUACCUCAUACGAGAAGGAAGCCUUGAUAUGGAGGAUCGAUCGUGUCUCAAUGCGACCCCGUUAUUCUGGGCUUGCGGUUAUAAACACAAGGAAAUUGUUAAAUUACUCGUUGACAAUGGAGCAGACAUCAAUGCAAGAUGCGGCAACGGUCAAGUACCACUGCACAUCAGUGCACAGGAUGAGAGCGGCGCAAUCGCGGAAAUUCUUAUUUCGAGAGGCGCAGAUGUCUCAGUGGUCGACGAAGAUAGAGAAACUCCGCUUAACACCGCUUCAAUCAGUGGCAAUACAGAGGUGGCGCGGCAGCUUAUCGACAGUGGAGCUGAUAUGUCACACGAAACAGCAGAUGGCUUCACACCACUCUCGAUGGCUUCUCAGGAAGGACAUAUUGAAUUGGCCAACCUUCUUAUUAAAAAGGGUGCGGAUGUCAGUCAGGUUCCGGCCGACGGCCAUCCCCCGCUUCUUCUGAGCGUGUGGUACAACCACCUAGAACUUGCCGAGCUACUGAUAGAUGAAGGUGCGGAACUCACAGAGUAUAAAGUUGAGGACCAGGUUUUCUCAUUACUUGCUGUAGCGGCCGGUAAAGGACAUCUCAAAAUGGUGAAGACCCUGAUCAGCAAAGGGUUUAAUCCGACGGAGGCCCAGCCAUUACUUCUAGCUGCCUCCUAUGGUUGCUACGGGGGAUUCUCAAGUGAUUUCAACGUAAAAGACGCUGACGAAUCGCCUGAUUUCCCUCGCUCAGAUUAUCACCAGGUACUAGAACUGCUACUCCAAAGCGGCGCUGAUGUGAACACCAGUGACGUGCACGGUUACACGCCACUCUUUGUGGCUUCAUUCUACGGCUGUAUCAGCGUAGCGGAGAUGCUAAUACAGAACGGCGCUGGCUUAAAUGCCAAAACAGUCUCUGGAGCGACACCACUUCAGGCUUCCUCCGCAAGCGGGCAUUUACGAGUAACACAGCUUCUGGUCCAACACGGAGCUGAUGUCGCAACUAAAGACAAUUGUGGCCGCAAUCCUUUACAUAGUGCCUGUCGGUCAGGAGUUCUCGAGCUUGUCAAAUUCAUUAUAAAUGUAUCCCAAACGCAGGCCCUUGAUGAGGCUGACCACUGGGGCUCCACACCUUUGUCCGUUGCAGCAAGAUUUGGCAGUGUUGGCAUCGUCGGGGCACUUAUUGGUACAGGCGCUGUAGAGGUCGAAUCCAGCGAUAGGUUCGGCAGGACAGCGACAACGUGGGCGGCGAACCUCGACCAUAACGCAGUUUCGAGGCUACUAGCUAGAGCAGAUGGAUAUCGAGACCUGGGAACUGAUAUCGAGGAGGAGGAUGCUGUCCAAGAACAGAGUCGAGAGGCUCAGGGACGAUGGCCUUGA
Molecule: messenger RNA, 3528 nt
Organism: Fusarium musae
Lineage: Eukaryota; Fungi; Ascomycota; Sordariomycetes; Hypocreales; Nectriaceae
Exons: 4
Coding region: 1-3528 (1175 amino acids)
Molecular function (GO): protein binding
Source: RefSeq, a predicted model, not a curated record